Messenger RNA from Paramecium octaurelia, 419 nucleotides. Lineage: Eukaryota; Ciliophora; Oligohymenophorea; Peniculida; Parameciidae. The record is from the annotation of a GenBank genome assembly.
AUGGGUUGUGUUGCUUAGAAGAAAAAAGUGGAAAAGCAAAUAUAUAGGAUGGAAACUUAAAUAAAGAAGUUGGUUUAGUAGAAUGAAGAGAUGACAAAUCAGAUCAAUACUAUGAGAGAGUAGGAAUAAUUGCUAUCACAACUUUGUGAACAGAGAUCUGAAAGAUAGGUAUUUACUUAAUAAUCUAUAGAGAAUAGAUUUGACUGCUUUGACAGAUGAAUUAAAUAGUCGAUUUGAAAAGUUGAGAAAUGAUCUCAAAUAAGUUGAUAUUCUUUGUGAGGAACAGAAACAAGCAAAGCUAAAAGAGAUGCUGGAAUGGAAGAAUGUAUGUGAUGUAUUAAUAAUGCUAGUUAUUUGAUAAAUUGGAUAAUGUAUCCAAGAAUAAUUUAUCUCAAAUAUCAGAGGAAGACGAAUAUUGA